CAUGCUCUCUCCGCUCGGCCCACGCCGCUCUCCGCUCGGCCCCCGCCGUGGCUAAGAAGUCGUCUCUCGGCAACCGCCGCUCCCGCCAACGCGGCUCGACCGUCACCUCGGAGCUGCUCGAGACAGUGCAGCACGGAGCUCCGGGUCGAGAAGGAGCGGCAGGACAAGGAGCUUUGCGCCUGGGGAAGAGGGCUCGACUGGCGCCCGUGGGAGGCGGUGGCCCCCACGUCGGUCGAAUGCGGAGUGUUCUCGCUUGACCUCUGA
This is a messenger RNA of Emiliania huxleyi CCMP1516, 264 nucleotides long. RefSeq lists its product as hypothetical. The transcript has 2 exons. The annotation marks the transcript as partial. Lineage: Eukaryota; Haptophyta; Isochrysidales; Noelaerhabdaceae. The record is from RefSeq and is a predicted model, not a curated record.